Messenger RNA from Cephus cinctus (wheat stem sawfly), 751 nucleotides. RefSeq names its product protein KRTCAP2 homolog. The coding region runs from base 184 to 579 and encodes 131 amino acids. The transcript has 4 exons. The record is from RefSeq and is a predicted model, not a curated record. NCBI's taxonomy places the organism in Eukaryota, Metazoa, Arthropoda, Insecta, Hymenoptera, Cephidae.
ACUUUACGCUCUCGACUUAUUUUUCGAACAUACUUGUAGUACUUCGGAGCACGUAAAAACGCUUGCACGAACGAACCUAUUGCACCGGGUCUAAAUAAAAGUUAAAGUAUAACUUCAGCACAGCUGGUAAAAAGUUUAUUCAUCGUUUCGGAAAAUUACGAAGAAAAUAGUGAAAUAAUAUCAAUGGCGGCUACCAGUGGUGUCUCUUUUGUUCUGUCUUCCAUUCUGACUGUCAUACUUUUUUCUGGUAUGCAAAUGUACAAGUGGUGGCUGACAUCGUCUCAGCUGCACACUGUAUUUGGUGGUUACAUUGGUUCUCUACUUUUUGUAUUCUUACUCACUGCAUUGAGUAAUUUAGAGGCUACCGUGUUUGGCAAAUCCUUCCAGUCUAAACUUUUUCCAGAGGUGUUCGUGGCUUUGGUUGUAUCGUUGAUCGCCUCAGGGAUGGUUCAUCGAGUGGCAACAACUACGUGUUUCCUAUUUUCUUUGAUAGGAUUGUAUUAUCUCAAUCGUAUCUCCCAAGAAACUUAUUCAAUGCCUGUAAUAUCAACUAGCAUCCAUUCAAAGAAGAGGAAAUAAUUUAGUCCAUCCUUUGCAAAUAUUCCUUAAUGUUUAAGAGCAAAGUGAUAAGAAGAGAGGCGAUGAGCGGGCAGCGGAAAAUAGGAUCAUCCUCUUAGUUGAGUAGACAAGAGUUAAGUAAGUGGUUAUCCGAUGAAGGAUAAUACGAAAUGGGCGCAUAGUCUAGUACUGA